GCUUCUACUUCUGUCAAUCUGUCAUUUUAAGCAAAUCAUGUUCGUGGACUGUGUAGAGUGGUGUUAAUAAUUUGACGAACUUUCAUAAUAAUUUGUGUUUUAUUUAAUUAUCUCAUAAACUUAAUCGUGAAUAUCACUUGUGAAUAUGGCAGACCAAAAUAGUCCAGCAGGAGAAACUGGACCCCCGAAGGGCAUCCCAGCAUUGAAAGCUCACAUUAUAGCAAAUAAAGUAGAUGUUGCACUUUGGGGCAUCAGAAUUCUUACAGUGCUCUGCACAAUAGGAUAUGUAAUGCCACUAUUUAAUAACCCCGUGUCAGCGUUUUACAAGGCUCUGUUAGCCAAUGCUGCAACAUCAGCCUUGCGGUUGCACCAACGAAUCCCACCACGGGAGAUCUCUCUCUCGCGGGAAUUCCUCGCCAGGUUCUUCUUGGAAGACAGUGCUCAUUAUCUCUUCUACUCGCUGAUUUUCAUGAAUGUCGCGCCAAAUUUGUUGAUCUUGACUCCAAUCUUUCUCUUCGCACUACUUCACGCCGCCUCCUAUUCACUCACCAUACUUGACACUCUGGGGCAAAACUCGAUGUGGGUGGCGCGGCUGCUCAUCUCGCUGGUCGAGUUCCAGUCGCGCAACAUACUGCGCGCCGCCGCGCUCGCGGAGAUCGUCCUGUUCCCCGUCGUCGCCCUUAUGGCACUAUUCGGUUACUGCGGGCUACUGACCCCGUUCGUGUACUACUACUUCGUGACGUGGCGCUACGCGUCGCGGCGCAACCCGUACACGCGCAACACGUUCCGCGAGCUGCGCGUGCUGGCGGAGCGCGGCGCCGCGCGGCCGCAGCUGCCGCGCGCGCUCGCCUCCGCGCUGCGCGCCGCCGUGCAGCUCGUCUGCCGCAUGGCGCCGCCCACGGAACAAGUGCACCAAUAACGCCCGAUAAAAUUUCUUCCGGUGACUGGAAUUUUCCAUUGGAAUGGUUUUAUUCGGGAAAGAAUUCUAAGACUAUAUUCUUCAGGUUGUAUGGAAAGAAGACUUAAGUUUCAUUCUGUCCAAUUCUCUUUACCACGAAGCAUUUUAAACACACAACUUUAUACAUACAAACUUACUUUGUAACCAUACAGUCUGUACCCAAUAUCAAACUUUUUAUAUGAUUGAUUUGUUGUAACUUGUAACAUUUUGUUUGAAUAAAUUUGUACCGAGACGUUUUUGCGUCUAAUAAAAUAUGUAUGUGUUUUCAAAAUGAAACUGCGUAGUUGAUUAUUAACGUUUUUUGUACAGCUUCGCAAGCAUGCCCACGCAUUUUUUAUCUCCAUACAGUGUUUGUUUGUUCACUUUUAUUAUUAUUAUAGUUAAAUUGUAUUAUUUACACGGUUAAAUGGGACUAGAGAAAGGUAUUAAUUAAGUUUAAUUUAAGUAUGAGAAUUGAACAAGUGAAUUUAGUUCACAAUUAUUUUUUAAUGUAGCUAAGUUUUGUAAUCAUGAGACAUGAAAUCCUUGUCGUCUAAGAUUUAAUAAUUAUUAUAAAACAUCUUUAUACAUUAUGAGUACAAUAUUUUGUAGGAGGAUGGGUUGAUUAAUUUUUAGUAAUAAUAUUGUGCAUACUCGUUAAAAUCUCUAUAUUUUGUUGUAUCUUGGAUCGUGCCUCGUUGAUUCCCUUUCUGCAUUUAAUCCGUGAUAUUUUUAAUUCUGUUGAAAUAUCUACCAUUAAUUGCGUAUUUUUAGUGAUGAUUUUGUCGUGAACAUGUCGGUUGACUGUCGGUUACACAUUUUGUAUUUAGUUAUAUCAAAGCACUCGGUUUGGGAUGAAUGUAGUCAUGACUUUUAAUAAAACAUUUAUAAAUAUGUGGUUUUUUCAUUUAACUGUUUUAUUAUAUAAAAUAAAUUAUUAUUAUUAUUAUACUCGCCUGAAAUGUCCAACGGCAGGGCAAAGGCCUCCCUAAUCUCUUUCCACUUCUCUCUCUCUUCAGAACCACCAUAGACCAGUCCUUCAUGAGGGAGUCCUGUUCUUCCCGCCAUCUCCGCCUGGGUCUGCCUCUCUGACGUUAGCCUUUUUUUAGACAUUAUACAUACAAUAUACAUACAUUGGGUUGUCACUGGCCCAUUGGUCAUUUGGUGUUCGGCAGAUAUGUCCAGCCCAGUCCCAUUUUAGCGUAGCAGAUAUAGUGUGACAUCAGCAAUUUUCGAUCUAGAACGAAUUUUGGUAUUCUUAAUCCGGUCUACAAGUUCAAUGCCCAGAAUAUUCCGUUCCACUCUGACAAAUUUGAAGUGUGGACCUCUGCUGGACUGUCAAAGACUAAUAUCUGGGCACCAUAGGUGAGGAUGGGAAGUAUGCACACGUUCAUGAGUCGCCUUUACAGGGAUAGAAAAAAAAUUACUCAAAACAAAAUAGGUCCCAUCACUUUUCGCCGUGUUGUGGCUGGUAAGAAUACCCACUACCCCAUAUCUUCCCGUGGGUGUCGUAAGAGGCGACAGAGGGAAACAGGCAGGAGAUGGGCAGCAGCAUCUUCCUGAUAACAGC
This is a messenger RNA of Parnassius mnemosyne (clouded apollo), 2507 nucleotides long. NCBI's taxonomy places the organism in Eukaryota, Metazoa, Arthropoda, Insecta, Lepidoptera, Papilionidae. The record is from the annotation of a GenBank genome assembly.